AUGUAUAUUCAAAAUUCUCUUUCUUUUUUUAUUCAAUUUUUAAAAAAGUAUUUGUCCUCAUCUAUAUUCAUCACUCGCUCCCUUUUACUUUUUUUUUUUAAUUUCUUUCUUUUUGUUUCAUUGUAUUUGAUAGUUUUUGUAUUUUCCCUUUUUUUAUUCUCUUUUUCUUUCAUUUUUAUUCUAUUUUUCUUUUUUUUUCUAUUUUUCUUUCUUUCUUUUUUAUUCCAUUUUUUUUUCUUUUUUAUCAAAUUUUUCUUUCUUUUUUCUUUUUUCUUUUUUAUUCUAUUUUCUUUCUUUUUAUUCUAUUUUUCUUUCUUUCUUUUUUAUUGUUUUCUUUAUUUCUUUUUUAUUCUAUUUUCUUUCUUUUUCUUCUCUUUUCUUUCUUUUUUAUUCUAUUUUUCUCUCUUUCUUUUUAUUGUUUUCUUCAUUUUGUUUUUAUUGUUUUCUUUCUUUCUUAUUCUAUUUUCUUUCUUUGUUUUUUAUUCUAUUUUCACCUCUUAA
Messenger RNA from Acanthosepion pharaonis, 501 nucleotides. The record is from the annotation of a GenBank genome assembly. NCBI's taxonomy places the organism in Eukaryota, Metazoa, Mollusca, Cephalopoda, Sepiida, Sepiidae.